This is a messenger RNA of Talaromyces marneffei, 615 nucleotides long. RefSeq lists its product as uncharacterized. The transcript is spliced from 2 exons. Gene Ontology annotation, cellular component: NatC complex. Lineage: Eukaryota; Fungi; Ascomycota; Eurotiomycetes; Eurotiales; Trichocomaceae. The record is from RefSeq and is a predicted model, not a curated record. Gene Ontology annotation, biological process: N-terminal peptidyl-methionine acetylation. Gene Ontology annotation, molecular function: protein-N-terminal amino-acid acetyltransferase activity. Bases 1 to 615 code for a protein of 204 amino acids.
AUGGCAUCGACCUCCAAUGACACCGCAACGCCCAGCGCCUUACGCUACAUCCAAUACGACCCCUCGCGCGAAAACGAAUACCUCACCGCAAUGCGCCAACUAAUCUCCAAAGACCUCUCAGAACCCUACAGCAUCUACGUCUACCGCUACUUUUUGUAUCAAUGGGGAGAUCUCUGCUUUUUAGCCAUGGAUCCAAAUGACAAACUCGUGGGCGUGGUAGUCUCAAAACUGGAACCUCAUCGAGGCGGGCCUCUGAGGGGUUAUAUCGCCAUGUUGGCGGUUAGGGAGGAGUACAGAGGGCAGGGGAUUGCGACGAAGUUGGUGAGGAUGGCGAUUGAUAAGAUGAUUGAGAGGGAUGCUGAUGAGGUUGCGCUUGAAACUGAGGUUGUUAAUACAGCUGCUAUGAAGCUAUAUGAACGAUUGGGAUUUCUUCGGAGCAAACGUCUGCAUCGGUAUUAUCUCAAUGGGAAUUCGGCGUACCGGUUGGUUUUAUAUCUAAAGGAAGGUGUGGGAUCAAUGGGUGCGAAUUAUGAUUAUCCGGUACCAGUACCAGCGCCACCACCAGCUACUGGUCAGCCACAGGCGCAGAUUCCAGCAGGUUAUCCUGUGGUGUAG